Lachnellula hyalina is the source of this 1074-nucleotide messenger RNA. RefSeq lists its product as uncharacterized. NCBI's taxonomy places the organism in Eukaryota, Fungi, Ascomycota, Leotiomycetes, Helotiales, Lachnaceae. The record is from RefSeq and is a predicted model, not a curated record. The transcript has 6 exons. The annotation marks the transcript as partial.
AUGAAGGCAUCUUUCACUCUACUGGCACUGGCCACUGCCGCCUUUGCUGAAAAUAUUAUUGCACGCAACUCUCCGUCUGAAGUUGCUUACACCACAACUGAAGUUGCCAUAACUUACACGACGGUGUGUCCCGUUACGCAAACGAGUACUGAAUCGGGCACUACAUAUACAGAAACGCAUACGACAACUUCAGUUGUAGAGACGGUCAUCCCUACCACUAUUGAGGUGGCCACCACCCUGCCGGAUGUUACGACUAGUGCUACAGACGUUUACUACAGCACGUCGACCUCCCUUUGCCCAGUUACGGAGACGAAGAUGGUUUCCGGGGGAGUUGUUACAUUGACAUAUACGAGCACUAGCCUCGUCGUCACUGAAAUCCCAACCAAGGUUCAAUCAUACACUACACUGCCUCCUUCAACUACGAAUACUACCGCGAUUUCUUACACCACGUCAACCAGUCUAUGUCCGAUCACUGAGGUUGAGACUGUCUCUGGACAAGUGGUGACAAAGACAUAUACAUCAACCAGCUUGAUUGUAACUGCGGUUCCCACAAAGGUUGAAUCUUACACCACACUUUCCCCAGUCACUACAAAUAUCGAAAGCUUUGUGUACUCCACCUCCACAUCGUAUUGCCCAGUUACGACUGUUUCCACCGUCUCUGGCUCACCGGUAACCGUCAUUUAUACAUCGACGAGUCUGGUCGUUGCGAAAAUCCCCACCACAAUUGUUGAAUAUACCACUCAACUCACUACGGAAUACGAGACUACGGAUGUUGCAACAACGACGACCUGUAUCGAAAGUGUUUAUACAACUGUGUCGAGUGGCAGCACCGUUGUUUUGACUGCGACCGAGACAAAUACUAUUCUGGUGACUUCUCUCUAUACCAUAACAUCGACCACAGAGCCUCCUACGACGAAGGCCACAGUCUACAAUUCUAUCACUCUCGCAACAAGCGUGCCAGUCACAGAAGUCGUCACUGUCCCUUCGGAAAAGACUGCCACCUCAAGCGGAGGCACUGUCUACUCAACGGUACCCAUAACCAUCGAGUCGACUGCCACUGCAGCUCCCUCGACC